Kuraishia capsulata CBS 1993 is the source of this 135-nucleotide messenger RNA. RefSeq lists its product as uncharacterized. Gene Ontology annotation, molecular function: dynein intermediate chain binding; dynein light intermediate chain binding. Gene Ontology annotation, cellular component: dynein complex. Bases 1 to 135 code for a protein of 44 amino acids. The record is from RefSeq and is a predicted model, not a curated record. Lineage: Eukaryota; Fungi; Ascomycota; Pichiomycetes; Pichiales; Pichiaceae. Gene Ontology annotation, biological process: microtubule-based process. The transcript has a single exon.
AUGGACAAACAAUUUGGCAGAACGUGGCAUUGUAUUGUUGGAACCGAUUUCGGCAAUUAUGUUAGCCAUGAACGGAACAAUUUCAUCUACUUUUACGUGAACGAAUUAGCCAUUCUGCUGUUCAGAACAGCAUAA